UACCACGAGGCAGUUGCACUCGCAGGCCUUGCUUCCUCCUCACCACAUCCAAGCCGUUCCCCAAAGAUGUCGGUCAGCGCUGCCACACCUCGUGACGACGAUGUCGCCGCUCCUGCACCCGUCGAUGCCAAUACUCCUGCUGGCGCUGGAGCUGGCCUGGCUCACGUCGGCCUGGUGACUCCCUCGUCCGCAACGCCUUCGCUGGCGUCGCCGGCUACGUCGGUUGCUGCCACCAGGGGAUCGAGCCCAGCAUCAUCCCCUGCACUCUCUGCCACUCAUGUCAAGGGUGACGGCGCGGGGUCAGCCUCUUCUGGCAAGACGGCGUCGUCAAGCUCGAAGAAGCCGCCUACCCUGAGUGACAUUGCUGCCAGGCUCAAGCUUGAUGGCAAGGACACUCCAGAGAAGGACUCGAGUCAUUUGGAUGUAAAUGCCCCUCAACGUGGUAGACUCGGUCUUGCUGGUCGACUCAAUAGCUCCUCGUCGGACGCAGGCGCCUCGCCCGCUGCUCCAAGCGUCACAUCCGACAAUGAGGGAGACAGCGUCGCCCAGACGUCACCUCAAGCCUUGGUCCUCGGCAUGCCUCCUAAUUCGGGCGACUCGGCAUCCGCCUCGACGUCUCCCUCCAUUCCCUCGACGUCUUUGCCUUCGACGACGAGCGAGGCCACGCAGCUCAGCAGCACCACCACCGCCACCACCGCAGCGUCGUCGACCAGUGAGCAGAAGAGCAAGGGGAUCCCAAGCCUGGAUGACAUCCGCGAGCGAAUGGCAAAGAAGGGUCAUUCAAGCCCUGCCAAGUCGGUCGCAUCGUGGGACGAGCCCUUUGAGAAGAAGGGAUCGCUUUGGGACCGAGCUGACCCCAAUGCAGGCAAGAGUGACGGGGUGGGAGGCAGCCACCCCUUCUCGUCCAGCCCAACCAAAAGCCCGACGAGGAGCCCCAAGACACGCACCACACCAAUGUUAGGCUCUACCUCAGCGGCAACAAAGACGUCGCCUACCAUGCCCCCUCCUGUAUCGACUGCUCCUCUCUCACACCGUAGCAAUGCCGCCGCUGGACCAUCCAAGCCCCCCUCCUCAGCUCAACGUCCCGUUCCCACGGGCCACCACCCCCUACAGCACAAGUGGACUGUCUAUUUCGACUCCAAGUCCCCCGCAUCUGCGCCCACUCACCACACCAUCAGCGGUACUGAGCAUGGCUGGGACGUCUAUGACCCACGCGCUUCCUCGGCGGCUCCACCAUCAGCCACUCUCAAGAGCUCCAGCGCCACUCCAGGCGCCGACUCAUGGGAAGCCGCUCUCAAAGUGCUAGGCGCGUACCGUACAGUCGAGUCCUUCAUGGGCGUCUUUACGACCAUCAAGCGCCCUUCGCAGCUCGACUUGCACUCCAACUAUCAUCUUUUUAAGAACGGCAUCAAGCCUAUGUGGGAGGACCCCGCCAAUGCCAAUGGCGGCAAAUGGACCAUCUCCCUCUCACGCUCGGCAACUAACCCGGCCCUCUUAGACCGAAGCUGGAUGUGGCUCGUGCUCGCCUUGAUUGGAGAAGAGCUCGACACAGAGGAUGAAAUUACUGGCGCCGUCUUCUCUUCCAGACCAAAGGCGAACAGGAUCUCCCUUUGGUUGAGGGACAGGGGGAAUGUGGAGCGGGUGAACAGCAUUGGCAGAAAGUUGGUGGACCUCCUCGAGGUUGAGAAGGAGCCAGGCGUCUCUAUGGACUUCUCUGCAGUCAAUGCAGCCACGAGCGGCUUCGCGAGGGGAUCUGCAGGGAGGAGCGGGGCAGGAGGUUAUUGGAGCUUUAGCAACCCGGGGAAGGGAGGGCCGGACGGUAGCGCGGCAGCAUCCUCGUCGGGAGGCACCGCUGCAGCUGGUAGGCCGGCUGCGAGGCCCACUGGCGGAAGCUUCUCUGGUGGCACGAGUGGUGGAUUUGGACUCGGCGUGCCUAUUGGGAGGACGGGCGCUGGUGGCAGCAGGCGUUGAUGACGCAGCAGCGAUGCUGACUCACAACUGCUCCUUGUACAAACCACCAUGGUCCAUCCCCUUUACUCCCCCGUCAAUGAGUACGAAUACGUCUCGCAGACAUAGCCCUCAGGCUUCUCUCGCCACGAGGCAGCGAAGCAUCACAUGAAGUCUAUUCAGCAUGCGCGAUGAUCGCCAGGCGACGUGAGAGAGAGACAGAGCACUCGGCCGCCUCGUCUGCCUAUGGCCCGCAGAAGAUGGUCAAAUCGGCGCCUCGCUCGUAGCUCGUGACACGCUCGUGAACGGUGACUUUGGAAGGGUCUUGGAUGAAGAAAGCC
Messenger RNA from Jaminaea rosea, 2288 nucleotides. RefSeq names its product translation initiation factor eIF4e. Gene Ontology annotation, biological process: translational initiation. Gene Ontology annotation, cellular component: eukaryotic translation initiation factor 4F complex. Gene Ontology annotation, molecular function: RNA 7-methylguanosine cap binding; translation initiation factor activity. NCBI's taxonomy places the organism in Eukaryota, Fungi, Basidiomycota, Exobasidiomycetes, Microstromatales. The transcript has 3 exons. The record is from RefSeq and is a predicted model, not a curated record. The coding region runs from base 67 to 1971 and encodes 634 amino acids.